CCUCUUCCUGAACCCUGUAUGAAAGCGAGAGAGGGUGACUACAACCGCCAAAUAAAACUGUGUCUUAAAGCUCAUUUGGACGCGAUGACGAGUGCAGAUGACGUGCGUGAAACCGUGAAGAAAUACUAUGGCGGUCGACUGGAGUCCUCAUGUGACCUGCAAACAAGUGCUGCCUCCUGCAGUCUGUCCUGCAGCCCAGUGCCCAGUGUCGCAGAGGCCCUGAGGCUGGUUCACCCAGAGGUGACCAAAAGAUUCUUCGGGUGCGGCCUUCCCUUCCCCGCGAAGCUCGAGGGCUGCAGAGUGCUGGACCUCGGCAGCGGCUCCGGUAGAGAUUGUUAUGCCUUCAGCAAACUUGUUGGCCCGAGUGGACACGUGACAGGGAUCGAUAUGACGGAGGAGCUGAUCACUGCCUCUCGUCAGUACAUUGAGUAUCAUCAGAAGAAGUUUGACUACAAGGAGUCCAACGUGACCUUUGUCCAGGGUUACAUGGAGAAGCUCGAGGAAGCUGGCAUACAGAGUGACUCAAUGGAUAUUGUGCUAUCCAACUGUGUCAUCUGUUUGUGUCCUGAUGAGAGAGCAGUGCUGCAGCAAGCCUACAACGCCCUCAAGGAGGGAGGUGAACUGUACUUCAGUGACAUGUAUGCCAGCAAAGUUGUUCCUCAACACAUGAAGGAUGAUGCAGUCCUGUGGGGUGAAGGAAUGGGUGGCGCCUUGUUUUGGCAAGACCUAAUUGCAUUGGCCCAUAGCAUAGGUUUCAGCACUCCACAUCUUGUCUCAGCAAGCCACAUUGUGAUCUACAACAAUGAUCUCAAGGCAAAGGCAGGUGAUAUCAGCUACGCUUCAGGGACCUACCGGCUCUUCAAGCUGCCCAGACGUCCAGUCACGUCAAAGGCAACAGUGACCUACAAAGGAACUGUGGGAGAUUUCCCAGAUCAGCUGGACUUUGAUUCAUCACACUGUUUCAAGAAAGAUGUUGCAGUGGAGGUAGAUGGAGAGAUGGCAGCAACUCUCCAGAGUUCUCGUUUCUUCCCUGAUUUUGAAAUUGAGAUGCUGGAUAAACCUGAGUCCCUCUCAGAGUCAACACCACAGUACUGCCACCUCAACCCGUUUCUGUUGGCUGACAGACUGGGCUCUUGUGUCAAACAAUGCUCCAAAACAAGCAAAGGAAAAGUCUAAUGAAUACAGAAGAAAUUGAUUUGAAGACUCUACUCAAUUUUUUUUUGCUGAUUUAGU
Molecule: messenger RNA, 1233 nt
Organism: Pleuronectes platessa (European plaice)
Lineage: Eukaryota; Metazoa; Chordata; Actinopteri; Pleuronectiformes; Pleuronectidae
Exons: 11
Coding region: 19-1176 (385 amino acids)
Biological process (GO): toxin metabolic process; arsonoacetate metabolic process
Cellular component (GO): cytosol
Molecular function (GO): arsenite methyltransferase activity
Source: RefSeq, a predicted model, not a curated record